Pelmatolapia mariae (spotted tilapia) is the source of this 705-nucleotide messenger RNA. RefSeq lists its product as uncharacterized. NCBI's taxonomy places the organism in Eukaryota, Metazoa, Chordata, Actinopteri, Cichliformes, Cichlidae. The record is from RefSeq and is a predicted model, not a curated record. The transcript is spliced from 5 exons. The coding region runs from base 1 to 642 and encodes 213 amino acids.
AUGCAUACAGGAGUGGAAGGAGGAAACAUCACAGUUAAGUGUUCAUUUUAUAUCUUUGGAAAGUGGAAGCUCUUAUGUAAGAACCAAUGUGAAAGGGGAAACAUUCUCAUUGGAACAACCGACCUUGUAGCUCAAAAUGGCAGAUACUUUAUUAAAUACGAAGAAGAAGAGUUUCCAACACGUCAUGCAGUUCUUUAUGUCAGCAUCACACAGCUGGAAAAAUCUGACUCGGGGCUCUACCGGUGCUAUUUGGACAGAAACUUGGAUCCAUAUUUGUUUGAUAGCUUUCAGCUCACGGUGACAGAAGCUUCAACGCCAACAUUGGGCCUGCAAUCUUUGUCAACUUCCACAACAAUCACUAAACAGCCUGAAAUAACAUUUGUAAAUUCAGGUUUUCUCUGGCCUGUGGUUAUAGCUGUGGUCAUGGUGGUUUUGGUGUUGUUUGUUGUUGUGCAGCUCAUCUGCAAAAAGAAGACUACGGACUCUUGUUUGAACAAACAGAAAAUUGUGAAUUAUAAAAAGAGUGAGAUUGUUCUCUAUGAGAAUCUUCUGACGUUGCCACCUGAAGAGUCAGUAUACCAGAGCCUGGAUCCAGCCAGCAGGGAUGAAGACCAAGUGUACCUUACACUUAAACAGACAUGAAAGCACAAAUAAUCCAGCAUGCAGGCCUGAAUUUAUGUGUCACAACAGACACAGAUUGAUACA